Sabethes cyaneus is the source of this 2064-nucleotide messenger RNA. RefSeq names its product probable tubulin polyglutamylase ttll-15 (gene TTLL15). Gene Ontology annotation, biological process: protein modification process. The coding region runs from base 278 to 1903 and encodes 541 amino acids. The record is from RefSeq and is a predicted model, not a curated record. NCBI's taxonomy places the organism in Eukaryota, Metazoa, Arthropoda, Insecta, Diptera, Culicidae. The transcript is spliced from 2 exons.
AACUCGCUCGUAUAGGUAUACUACAAUUCUGUUUCCCAGUUUUAGUCCUCGCUCAACAUUAGUCUAAGCCGGCCAACUAGUAUAAUGUGGUUCAAAUAUCAGAAGAAUUUCGUGCAAACGGGUUGAGACACAAACGCCAUGAUUUCCAAGUGCUAAUCGAUUGUUAAUUUUGAGUAGUGAAGCUUCCAUAUUCGUCUCACGCGCGGAUAGCAUUACAUUCACACCACACACGACAGCACUUGACCUACAUAUUUCAGUUAGCCAGAAGCUUGAAGACAUGUCGGAGAAACGAAAGCUAGAUAAAAGAAAGCCUGAAAACUCUUUAAAAAUAAAACAUGAAGAUAAACCUUCUGGAGCAGCGAAUGAAACAACACCACAAGUAGAGAAUGUUAACUGUUUUUUCGACCUGCGAACGAAGCGAGGACAGCUUUUGUUCUUUAUCGUAACUGUUCUUGCGGCCUCAUUGACUCAAUGUCUUCCAAAGGAUGUCUUGAUCAAUAUGUUGCAUUUGACUGAACAAGAACAUUGUAAACCAGAAACGAAGAUCGUAGAAAAAAUAGUUCACAGUAUAACCACGGACAGACCGAAGUAUGUGAUAUACGGGCGAAAUCCAUCCGGGGGUCAUUUGAUUCAUGUUCACAACGUACUCCGAAGGUUGGGGCUGGAGCAAGUCGAAAACACAACAGACAAUUGGGAUUUGAUGUGGGCUCACGAUUAUCCAUAUAGAAAGCUCAAUUUGCAUCACCUGAAACCACACCAACUGGUAAACCAUUUCCCGGGUUCAGGUUACAUUACAAACAAAGUAGACUUAUCCACAACGGAUAUAAGAUAUGUUCCGAAAGCGUUCAAACUACCAAGCGAAACGAAGGAAUUCAAAGGUUUUGCUCUUAAAAAUCCAACGAAGAUGUUUGUUCAAAAAAACAAUCAACAUCGACACAUUCAAAUAAAAAAACUUGAAGAGAUUGAUUUCGGCAACAACGAAACCUUUAUUCAAGAGUUCAUUGAUAAUCCACUUCUAGUGGACGGAUAUAAAUUUGACAUCGGAGUGUACACCGUAAUCACAUCGGUUGACCCACUGCGAGUUUACAUUUACAAAGGUGAUGCCCUCUUUCGGUAUUGUCCCGUCAAAUACUACCCAUUCGAUGCGGACAAUGUCGACAAGUACAUAGUGGGAGAUGACUAUCUUCCCAGCUGGGAGGUGCCAGCAUUGAAGCCAUUCUAUACAAAGCUCGGCUUCGGAAUGAAGGAGUCUUUCGACGCGUACCUGCGCAGUGUCGGCCGUGAUCCAACGACCAUCUGGGAGCAAGUUGAAGAUGCCAUCCGAUUGGCUAUUCUCAGCAAGGAAUCUCUGCUGGCCAACAUUCUACCACGCUACGCCAGCAAGCGAAACUUCUUCGAAAUGAUGCGUUUCGAUUUAGUGGUGGACAAUACGUUGCGUGUUUUUCUCAUGGAAGCCAACAUGAGUCCUAAUUUAUCAUCCGCGCACUAUAAACCGAAUCGUCUCUUGUACGAACAAGUCAUCUAUAAUUUCCUACGCCUUGUAGGCGUGGGAUCCGACCUGCACCGAGAGUCUUUCCGCAAACGUUCCACCGAAACGGAAGCGAUGGUUUCAUCGCCGAAAAACAUCGUAGUUCAAGCGAACCGCUGUGCUGAAGCACCGUGCACCGAAUCAUGCGCUCCGGAGGAAUGUUCCCUGUGCGUUAGCUGUCUCAGUGGAGCAGAUCUCAAGGAACUGCACGGUGCCUUCCGGGAGCACAGUAACCGUGGCGAUAUGAAACGAAUUUUUCCAGUGCCAAAAGCCGACCAUCUACCGGUCGAUCCGGCGGAGAUGAGUGCCAAGAAUCGGUGGAUGAGUCACUGGUUUGAGGAAAAGUGCCAAACAGAUUCAUCUUACUGCUAUUAGACAUUCCGUUCUGCUGAAAAGAAAGUUUUUUUUUAUUACAAUGGCAAUCCAUUUCAGGUGUUGGUUUUUUUUGUCAGACCGUUACCUAUAAUUUUGGUUGUAAGUUUUAAGACAGUCAUAACAGUAGUUAUGUUUACACUAUUUUAAUGCAAAAACCUAAU